Lolium rigidum is the source of this 2174-nucleotide messenger RNA. Its product is annotated as PHD finger protein EHD3-like. Lineage: Eukaryota; Viridiplantae; Streptophyta; Magnoliopsida; Poales; Poaceae. The record is from RefSeq and is a predicted model, not a curated record.
UUCCCGUUUGGUUUUUCCUCUUCCAAACUCAUCUCCCACUUCGUCCCGCUCCUCCUCUGUCCUCUCCUCUCUGCUCCCCGCCGGGAGAUCCCAACUCAAAUCCUCCUCCGCAACCGCUCCCCGGAACCCUAGAAUCUUGCUCCCUCGCCGCCGUUGCUCCCUCCCAUCCCCUCCGAGCCUUUGCUCACGGUUCCGGACGCUCUUUGCUGGGCAUAUGCGGUAGCCGCCGCGCGUGCCGGAAGAUGCCCUACCAGGACGGCGCCGGCGCCGCCCGGACGCCGGCCCCGCGCAAGCGCCGUGCCUCGGGGGAACUGCCCUCAUCCGAGCUCGUCGUCACCUACAAACGCCGCCGACGGCCACACGCGGCGCCAGCUCCGACCCCGGAACCCCUUGUGCCACCAUGGUGGCGUGCAGCGGCAAUUCUUGCCAAGAUGGGCAGCAGAUGCUGGCCAGAGCCAGACAUUGGAUUACUUGGAGGGACACAUUGGAGGGCUUCCUGGAAUCCCCAGUGUAUCCUAGGCGAGGGCCAACCAGCAUCGGCGGCAGAUGCUAAAGAGAUUGGUUCCUCUGUGGCAUUAAAAGAUGCAACUGAAGCAUCUUUUGAUGCCAACACAGCAAUGUGCAACAAUGCUCUCCUUGAAAUUUUAGUCUCGGAGAAGUUUGCAUUGUUGUGUGAUUUGCUAGUCAAAACUUUCCAUGUAAAUAAGGUUCAUCAGGUCAUCGAUUUGGUGAAAAUUGAUACCAACAUGAGAAAUGGAAGUUAUGCACAGCAGCCGGAGCUGUUCAAUGACGACAUCCAGCAGAUAUGGGAGAAGUUUGAACAAGCUGGCCGAGAGAUGUCAAUGCUGGCGAGCAAUCUUCCAGUCAUUUCACGAGCUUCCUAUCAAAAGCAAGCUUCUGGGGUUUCUGAAGUAGAGUUUCCUGCUGAGCACAGGAUAGAAGAAACAAGUUUGGUGGGUGCCAUCCACAAAAUCCCAAAGGAUUCGAAUACCACUAUGCAGUUCUCCCCAUGUGAUUCUGGUCACUCUACAAUGCCAAAGCCAACUGCAAAAUGUGGGCUUGGUCGAGUUUGCACUUGCAAGCAAUGUGGGACCAGUGCAGAAGAAGAAAAAAGCUUAAUCUGUGAUGGAUGUGAUACCACGUACCACUUUGACUGUGUCAAGCGACUCCAUCCUGCCAUGAAACAGAUCCCAGCGACCUGGCACUGUCCUGACUGCAGCAAUAAGGGAAAGGGGCUGGCUUCAGGCACCAAGAAUAAUAAUGCCCACCAUGACAGCUUGCAUGGUGAUUGUCCACUGUGUGACAAGCUCGAGGUCGUCGAGAAAACAGAACCUCCUGAAGUCGCCAGCGGAAUUGAGGUAGCAGAAGAGAGAGAGGGGAGCUCGGUGCCAAGCGUGGAGGAAGACAACGAGCCGGACCUGUACACGACCGCCCUGUCCAAGCUGUGCAAGCACUGUGGCACGUGCGAGGACGAUGACAAGCAGUUCAUAGUGUGCGGCCACCCUUACUGCCCUUACAAGUUCUACCACAUCCGGUGCUUGAGGACGAGCCAGAUCGCGUUCGGGAAGCAGAACAAUCUGGAUUGCUGGUACUGUCCCUCCUGCCUCUGCCGAGGCUGCUUCAAGAACAAGGAUGAUGAGGAGAUCGCCCUGUGUGAUGGCUGCGACGAGGCCUACCACAUAUACUGCAUGACCCCGAAGCGCACCUGCGUCCCCAAGGGCCACUGGUACUGCCCGCAGUGCAGCGUGCGGAGGGCGAGGGAAGGGCUGCAGAGGUACGAGAAGUCAGUCCUGAAGAAACAUAAGAGCUUAGCUGAGCGUGCCAGCCAGUCGGACGCUUAGCUAGUUGAUGAUGAUUGGCCAAGAGCUAGAGAAGUAAUAAGCAGAAAUAUUGUUUCGCAAGAUUUUUGCUUGGCCAAAAGCACGAUUCUUUGGCCCUCUUUGGAGGGCUAUAUAUUAUACACUGGCUUGAAUAGUUGAACCAGCCAGUCGGUUGUGCAGUUGACAAUUUUACAGGGAGAAGUCUUGCCUGUUUAUGUAGGCUGUACUGCUUAAAACAUCAGUUUGAUUUAUUGUUUUCCCACUGUGAGAAGGAACACUAGCGUUGCUGCCCCCUUGUAACUUCUGUAAGGAACGAAUGAUGCCCUUGUCUAUCUUAUUGUUACUGUUGCAUAA